CACGGUGAGAGGCUGUUUGUAAGGAGUUCACACCCCUGGGAGAGUUGGGGUGUAGGACUGCACCCACCCCCCCCCCCGCCCCCGCUCACCCUUUCCAUCAAGCUGUCCGUGGUGCGAGACGUCGGAAGCAUUGCUGGAAGAGCAAGGACAAGCCUGGCACUGUCCAUGGUGCUGAAGAUCGCAGGGAGAGCAGACCGGAGCUUAUACUGUCCGUGGUGCUGAACGUGUGAGGCAUUGUAGGGACAGCAAAAGCGAGUCGUUACCAUCCGAGGUUCUGAACGUGUGAGACACCGCAGGGAAAGCAGACAUGAGUGUGUAACUUCUGUGGUUCUGAACGUGUGAGACAUCGCAGGGAGGGCAGACACAAGUCCGGACCCCCUGCGCUGCUGAACGCCUCUGCAGGGGGAGACCACUUCUUUUGUUUCCCGGUUCACCACUCAGCAUCCCGCUAACGAGCCGCAAAGCAGCCGGGCUUGCAAACAAGGUGCGAGCAGGAUGUUGGAUGGAGCGGACAUGGUGGUCCCCAGCCCCACAGGACUCUGAGUGGCCCCCGUGCCGAUGUGCCCGGCGGCAGUGCCUGGGCGCAGGAGCUGCGGGCGAGAGAGCAUCACCGUGGCGAUGUCUCUCCUUCACCCUCAGGACCCACACUGCGAACAGAACCCAUCCUAUUGGGUCCUGCUGGCCUGGAUCUGAGAACUCCAACACCUUUCUGAGGGGCAGGGGAGGAAACGUCUUCUGUCAGGAAACAUUACACACUUCUCACCCUAGUAAGAAGCUCAGGAUUGAUGAUAUCAAGCUGGGAGUUUGCUCCCUCGAAAACAGCAUCCAGGUGCCUUUGAGGGACAAUGAACGUGAAGGGCAAGGAAUCUACUCAGAGAUUCUUACAGUACGUUGAGGACAGCGGACUGAUUGCCUAUGACAGUUUGGUCAUCCAGAAUGCCUCGGACAUCGCUCGCGAAAGCGACCGCGUGAGGAAUGAGACGAACUGGACAUACCUUCAAGAGAAAAGUGAAAAGAAGCGGACACAACAAAGCACUGAAAGGACCAGGGCACUGGUUUCAGAAGUCAGGUACACAGGGAAGCACUUCCACAUGGGCUUCAUGACUAUGCCGGCACCCCAGGACCGGCUGGGCCUUGCCCGUGGGGCAGGCUUCUCCGUACGUUCCCAGUCCCUGCACUCGGUCGGAGGCAGCGAUGAGGACACCAGCCCAAGCUCGCGCAAGCAGCCGCCCCCGAAGCCCAAAAGGGACCCUAACACCAAGCUCAGCAUUUCUUCAGAGACGGUCAACAUGGGGCCAUACUUGGGCAAACCAUGGAAAGAGCAGGAGAAACACGAGGCCUCAAGGCCCUGCAGUGAAGACUUCAGGAGGGUCCCACCUCCCAAGCCCAAGAGGAACCCCAGCACCCAGCUGAGCACGUCGUUUGAUGAGUCAUUCAUCAGGAACCAUGGGACCAGCAAGGCUUCCAGAGCUGGACAGUCCUGCUCACAGACCCACAGCCCAACGCGGGAUUCAGAUGAGGAUGAGCCUGUUUACAUCGAGAUGGUCGGCAACAUCCUGAGGGACUUUCAGCGGGAUGAGGAGGACGAGGGCGAAGCGGUCUAUGAGGAGAUGAAGUACCCAGCUUCUGAUGACCUGGGUCAGGACUCCAGGGGUGAGCACCUAAGCACGUCGCCACAGUGCUCCACGCUCACCAUCCCAGAAACGGAGCCGACACGCAUCCCUGCCCCUUUCCCCAACCUGCUGAGCCACCGCCCCCCGCUGCUUGUAUUCCCACCUGCCCCUGCCCAGUGCUCCCCCAACUCAGACGAAUCGCCUCUGACACCCCUGGAAGUCACCAAGCUGCCCAUGCUGGAGAACGCAUCCUACAGCAAGUCUCCAGGCACCUCGGACAGGGAGCUCCCCGCCACGCACACCAUUACGGCCUCCGGCCGCUCCUCCGCACCCCCCCUACCCUCCACCCUGUACAAGUCCUCCGCCCAUGGCUACCCUCGCAGCCACUCGGCCUGCCCCUCCCCCGUCAGCAUGGGUCGCUCACUCACGCCGCUCAGCCUGAAGCGGCCACCUCCCUACGAGGCGCUGACUGGGGGGGGACUUCCCCGCAGCGCCUCCGCUGUGGCCACCGGCGGGAAGGCGGUGUCCCAGGAGGGAUCUCGGCUGUCCAGCUCUGGCUCCCAUGGCUCUGUGCAGAACGUGUGCCGCGCUCGCACGCCCACUAGUCCGCUAGAUGAGCUGACCAACCUGUUCACCACUGGGAGGAACAUGCUGAAGAAGUCCUCCAGCAGCCGCAAGUCCAAGGAGCCAGCAGAGGUUGAAGUCAAGGUUAGAUGCCACAGCACAGAACCUCUUCCAAGACAUGACACUAAGGACAAGAGCAGCCACGGCACUGAUGCCAGGAGAGACAGCAAGGACAAGAUCAGCCACGGCACUGACACUAGGCGGGACAGCAAGGACAAGAUCAGCCACAGCACUGAUGCCAGGCGGGACAGCAAGGACAAGAUCAGCCACAGCACUGAUGCCAGGCGGGACAGCAAGGACAAGAUCAGCCACAGCACUGAAGCCCGGCGGGACAGCAAGGACAGCAAAGAUAAGAUUGGACAUGGCACUGACGCCAGAUGGGACAGCAAGGACAAGAUCAGCCACAGCACUAAAGCCCAGCGGGACAGCAGGGACAGGAACAGCCACAGUAUGGAGGCCUUACCCGGGUGUGACAGCAAGGACAAGAGCAGCCUUGGCACUGACUCCAUAAAUGACAGCAAAGAUAGCAGCUGUCAUGGCACAGACUCUAAACAUGACAGCAAGGACAAGAGCUGUCAUAGCCUGGGGGGUUUGUCCAGGCCAGACAGCAAGGAGAGGGCCAGUCAUAAUGGAGGAAGUAUGGACAACUCUAGAACCCAUGAAUGGGAUGGGGUGACUGAGCAAGCAGCCCCUGCCACGCCCGCUCGACUAGGACAAACUUCUGUCAGUCCCACACACAUGAUAGGCUGCGGCAGCUCAGAAACGAAGGUCAUUUCUAGGCUGGGCCGCUCUGCCUCCACGCCAGGCGUAUCACCCCCCACAGGGACGCCUCAACGCCAGGCCCCCGAGCCGCAUAACCAGCAGGUGCCAUCAUUACCAUGGGUGUGCAGGGACAGCACCAUGCUGGAGACCAUAGAGAGGAAACGUGUCCUGUGCAGGGAGAUCCGGGCUCGACAGCGGCCCGACAAGAGCCUCAGCAAGCAGGAGAGUCUGCCAGUGUUGCCCAGCUGGAAGAAGAGCGCCGGGGCCAAGAUGUGCAGCCCACCCCCAUACCCGGCUCACACCACUGUCUUCUGGGACACUGCCAUCUGAGAUCUGGGCCCAUCCCAGGAAUGACAUGUACACGGUGACAGCCAAUCAGGGCAGUGAAAUAGCCCAUGGUGCAUAUUAGCAUUAAUGAUUAGUUAUGUCAUCAUAUCUUCUUUUUAUUGUUUAUAUUACUUUUCCUACUUGAUUUAAUAAUUGAAUAGUACCGUCAUCUAUUUUGAAACUGUCUAGAUUAAUCCCAUCGUAGAGUUUUUAAACUGGUUUCGGUGUUUAUGUUUGGCUCGGUCAGCCUGUUGCUGUCUUUCUUAGCAGAUGUCAGAUUCAGCAAGUCCAACUAUCAGAGCUGAGAACUAUUUCAGGUGGAUAUAUUUCGUAAUCUGGGGUGGCGUCAGCAGCAGAGACAGUCUGGACCCUACGAAGACGUCCCUGGAGACGACUUCACCAUGGUUAUGGGGCACUCUGCUUUAAACACUUGACACACUCCGCUCGUCACGGGUCAUGCACCUUGCUGUCCGACUGGCAGCAUGGAGAGGUAGAGAGAAGGAGAGUCUAGAACAGGUUACAUAAAAUAUAUGUAAAUUGUAUGUAAAUCACAUGUACAUUCCUUUGGCAAUAAUUGUGAGCACUGUUCAUGAUAAUAAAGCACCUUGGAGUGUUAGGGGUAGCAGUGAGACUUUUGGCCUUAUACACAGAAGGCAUAGAACGUUUCCUCUAGAAGAAAAAUCAUAUUUUCCAUUAACCUGCCACUGUCUUUACUAGCAGUUAAAGUGUUUCAAGUAUUACCCAGCAUGCACUUUGUUAGUGGCAAUAAAUAUGACACCACCUGGCCUUAUUAAUUUCCCGCAGUGAGGCCAGAGGUCCCUGGAAAACUGAGAAACAUAUCAGUUGUGAGGCCCCAAAGAGAAUAUAUGCCCGUCGUUAAAUAUAGGACCAGCAAUCUGUUAUAGAGAACUCAGUUUGAUUGAUUGACUUCCUUUAUAAGUUAGUUAUAAUUUAAAAAUGAUAUUUAGUUGGUGUUGGACAUCAUGUUACUGCCAAAUUACUGGCUGUAACUUGCGGAAGCGGCAACAUGUAGAACAAAUAUGUGUUGUGAUGUGUGUUUUCGGUGACGGGCUGCCAUACUGGCUGGGUGUUUAUGUGUAAGCCGUAGAACUCUCCUGUAAAUCGAGGCUGUGUGAAAACUCCUGCACCUGUUAUUCCCAGAAAAAUACCAGUUCCCCUUUCUGACUCUUGUGACUGAAACUCCUUUGCGUUGCCUUGGAGACCGGGGUUCACUGUGACUAAAAGCUUAGAGUCCCUUUGGGGUUAAAGGUCUCUAUAACUGGUGAGGCUAGGAGCAGCUUAGUGCUGCUCUAUUACCAUAUAUCUGUGUCGAAGUUGAGGUCCUCUUAGCAUAAAAGGGCCUGUGGGGAUUUCAACUAGAGCUCUGUCUCUAACUCCAUGCAGUGAGACCUCCAGCUGAUAGGGGGCCCUCUACCUGUACACAGUUCACUUAAAACAUAAUACUUUGUUGCAUACAGUCACAUUCACUGUCUGCUUUUGGAGUGAAUUGUUAAAUAUGAUGAUGUUCAGCAUAUUUUUUUGUGAAGUACAGAAUUCCUAGAUCCUCAGUAAUGUCACAGGUCUGGUCUUAUUGCACUGUGUGUUCUAUUUUUAUGUUAUGAAUUAUGUGAGGAAAAGUAUGCUUAUUGUAGGACUGUUUCUAAGUAAUGACAGAGUUUAAUGGAAUAAAGUAUGCACUAAAUUUCACUGCAAGCAAUUGCAGAAACA
Molecule: messenger RNA, 5054 nt
Organism: Paramormyrops kingsleyae
Lineage: Eukaryota; Metazoa; Chordata; Actinopteri; Osteoglossiformes; Mormyridae
Gene: nyap2b
Product: neuronal tyrosine-phosphorylated phosphoinositide-3-kinase adaptor 2b
Biological process (GO): phosphatidylinositol 3-kinase/protein kinase B signal transduction; neuron projection morphogenesis
Source: RefSeq, a predicted model, not a curated record